AAUUUCCAUACACCAGGCUAUAUAUCCAGUGGAUAUACGACAGAAAUAUUAUAGUUUGCAUUCAACUACUUCUUGAAAAUAACUCAAGAGUAUCGGUUUAGUGAGAUACACGUGCGUUUUAAUAGCUAUUUUAGUGAGGACCAUGGUAGAAACUAGUUUAAAAUCGAGUGGUGUUAGCGACUCUGAAAUUGGGAACUAUACCAGUAGUUUAGAUGUCCUACCAUUACUAAAUGUCGGACAAUACGAUGAUUUAGAAGAAGAUUCGCCACCAAUAUUGACACUUAGUACUCGCCACCAAGAUCGAAUGGUGGACGACGAAAGCACCGACGAAGAGCCAGAACAAUAUUCCCCCGAUCCACGAGAAUAUUAUUCUCACCUCUAUCGUGAGAACGAGAGGCUCACAACGUUUCAUGACUGGCCACAAUGGGCAAAUGUAACUAAGGAAGAAUUGGCCAAAAGUGGGUUUUUGUACCUACAUAUCUCUGAUCGCGUGCAAUGUGUGUUUUGCAGAGCGAGUUUAGCUAGCUUUAAACCAGGUGUUGUUGUGGCAAAUGAACACAGGAAAUAUUGCCCAGAAUGUCCUUUUGCGCUUGGAUAUGAAUGUGGAAAUAUACCCAUUUCGUCGGGCACGAGAGUUUCACAGACGACAUCCGUAAAUGCAUUGAAUAGAACAAAUCGGGUCAGAACGAUUGCAGCUGGAAACUUUGCUUAUUCUUCGCUUAGUUCAGACCGGAUUCAAACAGCUUCAACUCUAAACAGAGCCGACACUGCCGUGGUCGUCCCAGAAUUACAAAGUGUAGCAAUCCUGUCAUCAAUUGAUUCAAACCAAGGAGCAGCAUCCUCUAUAACCGAGCCCAAGUACCGUGACUGGGCUGACGAACACACAAGGUUAUUGUCAUACAGGGGAUGGCCCGCACACGUGAGACAAACUCCGAAAGACUUGGCAGCUGCUGGCUUGAUGUAUAUGGGUCAGGCUGAUCGCUGUAAAUGCUACUGGUGCGGAGGUGAACUACAUGGCUGGGAACCAAACGACAUACCCUUGGUAGAGCAUGCAAAAUGGUUUCCACAGUGCGGCUUUGUAAGACAACAGAAGGGCGUUGAAUAUGUUAUGAACAUCAACCAUGGAGAGGGGUUUACAAAUAACAAGCAGACAGCUCAAGAGCAAACAAGACCGGCAUCUGUUCCAACCAGCCAACCUGGUCUUCUGGUCAACCGGUCAGACGGUUCAGUUGUCGUGACUGCACACGGUCAACUAGUCGCCCAGCCCAGUGAUGCGACGGAUGAUGCCACAAGUCUGCCAAGUGCGGGCGAUCAAGGGCUGGACCAUGAACCACAUUCUGACCAUCUUUUUAACCAAAAUUUGCAAGAUCAGAGAUUUAUGAGAAACUAUAGUUCAUUACCCUCAACUAGAAUUCUGUAAGAGCCCACUAAAGUCUUGAAAGAAAAUGAGAGCUGAAAGAUCAGCGUGUGUGCAAGAUCUGCAUGGACAAAGGAAUGUUAACCAUGAUCAUGCCGUGUGGUAACCUGGCAACCUGUGAAGAUUGUGGUGCUGUUCUAGAUACAUAUCCGAUAUUGAGAAAUUGGAUUAAUGAAAAAGUGAGUGUCUACUCUACUGCAUCGCAUUUAUCAUAAUAUUUCCUAUUCUAUCUGGGUAGGCUUGAAAGCAAAAACUACUACCCUCAAUCAUCGGGCUACAGGCAAUACAAAAAAAAAUGAGGAGAAGAGGCAUAUAAAAAGUAACCAGUGCAAUAAUCGCUACUAGAAUAUGUUAAUUUGUGGUCCGAAUUUUUUAGUCUGCAUUAAUGGUUUUGUGAAUGCUAAGGUUGUGUAUUUAUUGUAAUCACAGACUUUGGAUCAUACUUAGGAAUAUUUUUAUAGUACUAAGAACUUGAUUGUAGCUUGAUUUAACGUGUUUUGAUUUUACUUUGGAGCUGGCAAUGAUGUUAAAGACAUGAGAUUAUGAGCAAGCAUUUAUGACGAAAGAAACAUUGACUUCAACUGCGAAAGUUGUGUUUUUUGUCUAGUAGGUGUUUUUCUUAUAUUUUUAAAGUCUUAUUUAUUUUUAAAGUCUUAUCAUUGAUGUUGUGAUUAAAUUUAUAGUUUUAUUCAGUUUAUACAAAAAAAUGAGAUUUCCACACAUUUUACUCGUGGUAUUCGUAAAUUUAGUUUUACCAGUUUCUCUAGCUAUUAUUGUGUGCUAUUUUAUAUUUACAACAAAUGUGUACUUUUAUUUAUUUGCUAACAUUUUUUAUUUCUUUUUUAAACAUUGUCUUGUUGUUUAUGUGUUUACUUAUACAGGUAUUCUUUUUGAUAUUUUACUGAAAUACUGAGAUCUCAACAUUAAGUAAUACAUAAAGUGAUAUUUUUAUAUUUAUAUUUAUUUAUUCCAUUAUAAAAUUACAUGUACAAUCAUAAAACAAAAUGAUAUUUUUUAAAUGUAUGUUCAUUUAUAUUAAUACUUAAUGUUUACAUAAUUUUGAGGUAUAGUCAUGUUGAAAAGUACAGUUAAGAAGAUAUAUGAAUACAUGAUCAAUACAAUUUCUCUAAAUCAUCUAAAUAACUAUGUUUAAAAAAUGGAGUUAAUACUCUUACCUUUUUGACAUCAAUUUUUCUAUAAUAUGAACAGUCAAUGAAUUGUAAUUUACUCUAUCAUAUUCAACCAAAUGGCUUGCUAUUUGGUUACAUAUUUAGUUUGAGAUUUGAAUAUAUUUUAUAUAAACAAAUGUUGCCGCUUAUAUGGAUUUUUAUACGAAAACAAAUAUAUUUCCUGUUAUUGAGGUAAAUAUACAAGUAAUAAUUGUUCGUUACAAACGAAGACUUUCCCCAUGACUGAACAUUUUCACGAAACGGCACAGGAAUGUUCUUUUGAUUAAAUAUAGAUUAACAAGAGAGCCAAGACUGCCCAUUAUCGAUCACCUGAGCUAACUGGUACACCAAUUGUUCACAAAUAAACCUAGUUGUGCACUGAUUUUGAGCGAGACUCAAACAUGGUCUUGAUGUCAUAAAUAUGUAUUCAAACAAUCUUUUAUCAUGAUUUACUUAUGCAUAUGGUCGAUAGAGCGGUAUUUCUAAGAUUUGGCACAAAAAUUAAUGUUCAACGCACUUUAUCCAUGUUCAACAUCGCUUAAAUGAUUUCAAGAUUAUCAAUUCGACUAUUUUAAUCAAGAUUGAACCUAAACUGUGAUCUGUAAAGUGGCAACGAGGUUUAAAAAGGUUGACGCAUUUUCGCACGGUCACAGACGUUAAACACAGAUUGAUCACAAAAGGUCUAAACUUUUUUAAGCAAAACAGCUGAUGGCAGCCAUACCAAUUAAUGGACCGUUUUCG
Molecule: messenger RNA, 3327 nt
Organism: Dreissena polymorpha
Lineage: Eukaryota; Metazoa; Mollusca; Bivalvia; Myida; Dreissenidae
Product: E3 ubiquitin-protein ligase XIAP-like
Exons: 5
Coding region: 143-1420 (425 amino acids)
Biological process (GO): negative regulation of apoptotic process; regulation of cell cycle; positive regulation of protein ubiquitination
Cellular component (GO): cytoplasm; nucleus
Molecular function (GO): cysteine-type endopeptidase inhibitor activity involved in apoptotic process; ubiquitin protein ligase activity
Source: RefSeq, a predicted model, not a curated record